Molecule: messenger RNA, 1851 nt
Organism: Rhizoctonia solani
Lineage: Eukaryota; Fungi; Basidiomycota; Agaricomycetes; Cantharellales; Ceratobasidiaceae
Product: DEAD/DEAH box helicase
Exons: 11
Coding region: 1-1851 (616 amino acids)
Biological process (GO): mRNA splicing, via spliceosome
Cellular component (GO): spliceosomal complex
Molecular function (GO): RNA binding; RNA helicase activity; ATP binding
Source: RefSeq, a predicted model, not a curated record
AUGUCCACCACAACUAAAACCUCGUACUCAAAGCGCGGUCGCUCUCGCUCACGAUCUCCUCCGGCUGAUGAUCCCUACGAUAUUGGAGAUUAUGUUCCGUAUGUACCAGUCGCGAAAAGGCGAGAAGAACGGGUCAAACGUUUGGAACAGCUCGCAAGUACAGACGAAACUGAGGCUCGUAGAAGACAGCGAGAGGAGGCCAAGCGCCGAGAAGAGGAAGCAGAUGAAGAGAGAAAAGCGGAUGAGGCCAGAGAGGAGGCUCGUAGGCAAAGGACGCUCUUAGAUAGAGCUCAAGAGGUCAAGAAGAAGAAAGCUGAAGAAGAUGCUAAAAAGACCGAGCUGGAAAAACUAGAAGAAGCUGACAAAGAGAUACUGGAUGCUAUUGCUAGCCGUAAGAAACUUGUUUCUGACUGGGAGCGUGCCAAAGGAAUCCAAUAUACCGAGCCACUUAAGACAACAUGGAGACCUCCGCGGUUUGUGAGAGAGAGAACGGAGGACCAAAACAUUAAAAUUCGGGAGGCUCACCAUAUAAUCGCGGAAGGCGACAACAUACCGCCACCAAUUGCAUCAUUUGCUGACAUGAAAGUUCCCAAACAGCUCUUAACACACUUUAAGUCCAAGCGGAUAUUUGCUCCAACGCCUAUCCAAAUACAGGGACUUCCAACAGCGUUCUCUGGUCGUGAUAUGAUCGGCAUUGCCUUCACGGGUUCCGGAAAAACACUUACAUUCUGCUUGCCAUUAAUCAUGUUGGCCAUGGAAGAAGAGGCCAAGUUACCUUUCCAACGUGGAGAGGGCCCAGUUGGGAUCAUUCUUUGUCCCUCGCGCGAGUUGGCUAACCAGACGUACGAUAAUGUACUUGAAUGGACCAAUGCUCUAGCAACACCUUCAGAGCCCGGUGGCAUUAACAUGUCCGAGCAGAGUCACGUAAUGGGGCAAGGCUUUCACAUCGUUGUUGCUACUCCAGGUCGCUUGAUGGACAUGCUUGAGAAGCGCAAGUUUACCCUUGACAGUUGCCGCUAUCUUUGUAUGGACGAGGCCGAUCGGAUGAUUGACCUCGGAUUCGAAGAGGAUGUCCGAACCAUUAUGGGCUUUUUCAAACACCAACGACAAACACUGUUGUUCUCCGCAACAAUGCCUCGAAAGAUUCAAGAUUUCGCCCAGCAGUCCUUAAUUCAACCCAUCUUGGUCAAUGUUGGCCGGGCUGGUGCUGCUAAUUUGGACGUCUUACAGGUUGUAGAAUAUGUCAAGCAGGAAGCAAAAAUGGUGUACUUGCUUGAAUGUUUACAGAAGACCCCACCUCCCGUCAUUAUUUUCAGCGAGAACAAGAAUGAAGUCGAUGACAUCCAGGAAUAUCUAUUAUUGAAAGGUGUAGAGGCUGUAGCCAUUCACGGAAGCAAAUCCCAAGAAGAACGACAAUAUGCGAUCAAAUCAUUCAAGUCUGGAGCCAAGGAUGUCAUGGUCGCCUCUGGAGUCGCGUCAAAGGGACUCGAUUUCAAUGAUAUUCAGCAUGUGAUUAUCUUUAGUAUGCCGAAAGAGAUCGAAGAUUAUGUUCACCAAAUUGGGCGUACUGGGAGAAGCGGGAAGACGGGGAUUGCCACUACGUUCGUAAAUAUGAACACUGCAGAACAAACACUACUGGAUCUUAAGUAUCUUUUGAUGGAGGCCAGCCAAAAAGUGCCACCAUUCCUUCAAUCUAUCGAGGAUCCACGGGCUGCACAAGGAGGUGCGCUGAAGGGUUGUCCAGUCUGUGGAGGCCUUGGCCACGGAAUUUCUGCCUGCCCCAAGCUGGAGGACAACCAACGCCGUGUCAUGGCGGCUCAACGUGGCGCCGAUGGUGGAGGUGGAUAUUAA